Molecule: messenger RNA, 2517 nt
Organism: Linnemannia hyalina
Lineage: Eukaryota; Fungi; Mortierellomycota; Mortierellomycetes; Mortierellales; Mortierellaceae
Source: the annotation of a GenBank genome assembly
AUGACAAAAAAACAGUCGGCGCCGACUCACAAACAGCAGUCCUCGGGGCACGGUCAUGAAACCACCCACCAGGCCCAGGCCCCGUCCACGGCAUCAGCCCAGCACGGAGGCCACCUGCGCCAAACCAAGACACAAGGCCGGCAGCAACAAAACGACCAGUCUCAGAACCACCAUAACAGCCUCCACCAGCACCAGGGGCCCAACGUUGGCGAGGAGCUUGGGCUGGGCGCAGCACAAGGCGGUCCAUUCUUUAUGAAGCCACUCACCACGCAGCCAGACUAUCGAUUCAACCUCUACGUCAAAGGUCUCGCCCCUACAACAACAACUAGAAGUCUCUAUGAACUAUUCAAACCCUGUAGCGAGGCACGACGAGCGCUGACCCACCAGGGUCUCUAUAUUGCCGUGGCGCAUGAAUCAGUCUCUAUCAAGAAUAUCCCCGUUGCUUCUGAAGACCCUCCAGCCGCAGUCGAGAAGGCCGUACCCAAGUUGGACGAUAGCGAUGCAUUUCCCAGCCUCCCUAUCAAACCACGGAGGAAAAAGAAAGCCCAGAAAAAGGUUCAGCUCAACCCGCCUUCGCCACCUUCGCCGCUUCCACCUUCGCCGCUUCCACCUUCGCCGCUUCCAGCUUCGCCUCCUCAUACCCCGGACCACCGUAACCAACAAAUAGAAUCGAACGGGGCAUAUCCUCCUGAGAAGAUCAACACGCCUCGAAUGCUGACUCCCCCCUGGGAUUCUGAGCAUGCAGACAAAGUCGACACCCCUUCCAGCUGCGACUCUCAGUUUGGCCAUGCAUUCAACACCUCUUUCUUGGACUUUGAAUUCGAUACAGGAUUCAUCGGGACACAUCAGCAAAUGCUCGCCGACAGCUUUAACAUCAAUGAGUACGAACGACGCCCAUCUUUGCUGGAAAACAAGACUUAUGGGACUAUCGUUGACGUCGAUCGUUACAUGGAUAUGUGGGAUAUGAACACUGCCGCCGCGCCCCGAAUGUCUACGAACAGCGACGGAGCGCGCCAAUCUAUCCAUCCGAGUGGCGCUCAACUCUCCAGCACUGUGAUUGGCGACUUCAUGCUGGAGGACCUACCUAGUCGUGAAUCGGUGCUGUACUUCAAUGAUUUACCAGAUGGACUGUCAUAUCGGGAACUCUUUGAGACAUGCGCGUCCUAUGGACCGUUGAUUCUGACUUCGGUCGAGAUUCGCUACAUCAACGAAGAUUGCUGCGGCCAAGGAAAAGUCACGUUUGAGUCCCAUCGAGACUCCGAGGAGGCCUUAGCCGCUUUGAGCAAAUUGAACUACAACGUGCACCGCGGAGAUUUGGGCGAAAUGUACCCCAGUGAGCCCAAAAUUGACGAUCAUCUCUACAAACACUAUCUCGAGCAGCACCAAACCUAUCUGCGACUUGCAGACACAAUUGCCUUUGACUCUCCCAACCAGGCCAUGACAUCGACCAACCCGCACGGGUUCUUUGGCACCACGCCCUCUGCCAGAUCACUCACACACUUGAAUAGCAACUCAGGCGACAUGAGAUACUCGUGGAAUACGCCCAACUCCUCAGACUCGAUUUACCAUCCUCAUUCGAACGACUAUAUACGCGACGAUUCAGGCUUGGAACUCGACAUGAAUGGACUGUCCAUCAAGCCUGAGAGCAUCUAUCAACUUGGCGUGCCCCAGCAGCACUCUCUGAACUCCCCAGCUUCGUCUUCGACCACGUCGCUGCCAGCUGGCAAUGCCUGGACACAGGACCAUUCCUCUGACGACUCGUUCCAGGAGUCAGACAGUCCAAGCACUCUUUCUCCCUCUGGCGAUCCAUUGCAAUCUGCCGAGCCCGCCUCUGCUCCUGCCACCAGCCCAGCAAAGUUCAUUUCUUACUCUGACAUAGUCAAGGUCCCUCCUAAGCCUGUGGUCGUGCAGCCCCCACGUGUCGAGAAGAAUGGCGAGGUUUACUUCAAUCCUCCCAGUCAGGAUCUGAAGCGACGAGGCAACACUAGCAAGUCCUUGGACGAGAAGGAGUACCGACUCAACUUGUAUCUGAAGGAUCUUGAGCCAACGAUGGAUGAGUUCAAACUUUAUCAGAUCUGUGUCCAGUUUGGUCCUGUCAUGUCUUGCAGAACCAUUACAACCCACCACGGAGUCUGCACGGGUCUUGGAUUUGUGAUGUACAUCAGCAAUCAGAGUGUGGACCGAGCCAUCAAGGGUCUGAAAGAACUUGGGUACCAUGCCGAGGUUGCCAUUCAGUCGGCCACCAACAAGCUCCGUUGUAAAGUGAAGUCGGACACUUUGUUCCUGCAAAACAUCCCAGAUAACAUCAAGGAGGCCAAGCUUCGGGAUCAUUUCCGAUCCUAUGUUAUCAGCUCAUGCAAUAUCCUAAAGGAUCCUAAAACUGGACAGGGCAAAGGUGUCGCAUUUCUUAAGAUGAAGAACGUGAAGGUUGCCGAGAGAUUCAUUGAGGAGUACCACGGUCGCAUCCUGGGCAAGGACUGGAAGCUGCCUCUUCAAGUUUCGCCUGCGAAACAUUAA